Messenger RNA from Trichoderma gamsii, 279 nucleotides. RefSeq lists its product as hypothetical. Bases 1 to 279 code for a protein of 92 amino acids. The transcript has 4 exons. The record is from RefSeq and is a predicted model, not a curated record. Gene Ontology annotation, molecular function: structural constituent of ribosome. Gene Ontology annotation, cellular component: ribosome. NCBI's taxonomy places the organism in Eukaryota, Fungi, Ascomycota, Sordariomycetes, Hypocreales, Hypocreaceae. Gene Ontology annotation, biological process: translation.
AUGACCAAGCGCACCAAGAAGGUCGGCGUGACCGGUAAAUAUGGUACCCGUUACGGUGCCUCCCUGCGAAAGCAGGUGAAGAAGAUGGAAAUCACCCAGCACGCCAAGUACACCUGCACUUUCUGCGGUAAGGUUACCGUCCGAAGAAAGUCCACCGGUAUCUGGAACUGCCGCUCCUGCAAGCGAACCAUUGCUGGCGGUGCCUACACUGUUGCCACCCCCGCUGCCGCCGCUAUGCGAUCAACUCUGCGACGAUUGAGGGAGAUUGCUGAGGUUUAA